AUGGAAGAGGGGAAUAGAUCAUACGCUAAUUCAACGAAGGACGACGAUGAGUAUGAGGUUGUGUUAAGUGACGGAUGCAUUAGGCGGAGGCGAAAAUGGACGAGACCCAAGGAACAGUUGCCGAAGGGGUUUCUCCCCGAAGAAAAUGUGUCUUUGGCCGAUGCAUUGGCAAGGAUUGAUCAUUCUCAUCUUGCCGCUUUCCUCGCAGUUGCACCAGGACCAGCACCGGAACGUCCUCCGGGAACUCAAGUUCUCGACUUGGUAGAUUACUUUGGGAGUGCUCUCUCCGGAGUAUCAUCUGUGGAAUAUCAAUAUCCAUGGCCCAACAUGAACAAUCUGAGGGAUGUCAUCGAUCUUCCGUUUCGUCAUGUUCCUGAACCUCUCUACAAAACAGUAGAAGAUUGGAUCGAAAAAGUUGAAGAAAAAUCCGUCAGUAAAUUUAUAAUCUGGUCGUUUUCUUGGACUCGCAAUCGUUUGGCAGGAAUAUAUACUGAGCCCAACUCUGAACUUGGAGUAUUUGUUGCAUUAUCAAUAAUUUUGCGGAGCAGUCCUCGUGUAUUGUCUCCUGUAUUACCCGUUCUGAGGCAGCAACAUUAUCAUUUAGAGCGCUCACCGGAAAUGCUUCAGUUUACUGUUUGGAUGAUGGCUCAGGUCGCCCAAGUUGAUUUAUGGUCAGGCUUGCAUUCAUGGGCGAGUAACUUGUUACCGCUAGUUCCUGACAAGUUAAAAGACAACCCUCGGUCAAUAAAUCUCAUCUUGCAGCUGAUUGAGCAUGUUUGUACGGAGCCAGGGGCUCUGGAGAUAAUUGGAAUGGAGGAAAUGAUACAAAUCACUCCGCUUAUCUUCGCUUCUUCUUUGAAAUUUGCUGCGGAAGAAGGAAACGCUGUUUUAGCCAAGGAAGCUACAUCAAUCGCUAUUCGGUGUCUGACCAAGAACGUUGAUUGCUGCAAUCACUGGGACAAAGUCUACAUGGAUAAUCUGGAAGCUAGUGUUGCUCUUCUUGAAAACCUUGUAGACGAAUGGAAGGAUCAUUCCCCUAAACUAUCAUCAUCACCCAGAGAUAUUCGCAUUCUCAAUCUAACUAUGAAGAACUUUGUGCUAAAGAACGAAAGAGGCCUCGCUGGAGGAGGAGGAGGAGGAGGAGGAGCCAGUACUUUUCUUUACGAAGAAGCUGACAAGUACUGCAAAGAGAUUUCGAGGAGACUAUCCCGUGGAAUUGGCUUCCUCAAAGGUUGUGGAGCCAUGAUUCUAGUUGCUGUAGUAAGUACUGCUUCAGUGGUUCUAUCUUCCAGCCGGCAGGACUAA
Messenger RNA from Microthlaspi erraticum, 1305 nucleotides. NCBI's taxonomy places the organism in Eukaryota, Viridiplantae, Streptophyta, Magnoliopsida, Brassicales, Brassicaceae. The record is from the annotation of a GenBank genome assembly.